AAAGUUCUGAUGCCGUAGUUUUACGCUACAGAUCAACGAAUCACAAUCAUCAAAUUAAACAUAUAAAAAUCGUAUAAAUAGAACAACGCUAAAUAAUUAAAUUAAGUUUUCAGAAUUUAAGUAUUCAAAAUCUUAGAAAAAUGAGUGAUGUCAACAAAUAUAGCCAUAACAUUGUCCCAACUACUGCUGAAGAUAAACAAGUUGUCAUUGACUUUUUAAGAAAAUUUUUCUUCCGAGAUGAACCUCUUAUUUUGGGUAUAAAUAUGCGGGAAGAUUAUGAUUCUUUAGCAAAACUUGAAAACUACUGUUUUAAUUUUAUGGAUAAUGGUUUGGCGUUUAAAGCAGUAUCUCCUAAUGGAGACUUAAUAGGUGUCGUCUUAAAUAAUGUGAUGCACAGAGAAGACGGCGAAAAAAAUAACGAAAGCGAAGAAGACAUAAAAGAUAACACCAAGUUUAGUGUUAUUACAACAUUUUUAGAUAAAGUCGAACGAGAAGCAGAUGUUUUCAAAAAAUACCCAAGUAUAGAUCGUGUAAUGGAUAUAAAAAUAAUUUCUGUAGAUGAAUCAUUUAGAGGCCAAGGAGUAUGCAAAGCUCUAAUUGAUAAGACAAUAGAGUUAGCGCUGGAAAAUAAAUGCCCAAUGGUUUAUAUAGAAUGCAGCAGUUAUUUUUCAGCUAAAGCAGCAGAGAGACUUGGAUUUGAGUGCAUAUAUACUUCGUAUUUUCGAGAUUAUCUAGAUGAAAAUGGUAAAGUCAUUUUUAAAACUCUUCCCCCUCAUGAUUCUUCAAAGGUAUAUGUGUUACAUUUAUAAGAACUUUACUACAGUGGCACAGCUCAUCCUUAUAUAGAUAGACAAUAGACAUAUUCAAUUUUACCCCAACAAUUAAUAAAUAGUAUAAAAUAAUUCAAGCUUUUCGU
This is a messenger RNA of Melanaphis sacchari, 916 nucleotides long. Its product is annotated as dopamine N-acetyltransferase-like. The transcript is spliced from 4 exons. Gene Ontology annotation, molecular function: N-acetyltransferase activity. NCBI's taxonomy places the organism in Eukaryota, Metazoa, Arthropoda, Insecta, Hemiptera, Aphididae. The coding region runs from base 141 to 809 and encodes 222 amino acids. The record is from RefSeq and is a predicted model, not a curated record.